AUGGGAUUCCACAUGUCUAAGUCUGAUAAUUCUCUGUUCGUUCUUCAUAAUAUAGGAGUAACUAUUUAUGUUCUAAUUUAUGUGGACGAUAUCAUUCUUACUGGCAGCAAUGAAGUACUCCUUCAGCAAGUAGUUACCUCUCUUUCAAAAACAUUUUCUCUCAAGUAUCUUGGUUUACUGCACUAUUUCUUAGGCAUUGAGGUACAUAGGGAUGAUGAUGGCCUGUUUCUUAGUCAAUCUAAAUAUAUACAAGAGGUGCUACAUGACACUAAGAUGCAAGAUUGCAAAGGCAUCCACUUACCAAUGAGUACAUCGGCACCACUAUUGGUAGAUGACGGAGCUCCCAAAACUGAUGGCACAGAGUAUAGAAGUGUACUUGGAAAGCUCCAGUACCUUUCACUUACCCGACCUGACAUCAUCUAUGCAGUAAACAAGCUUACUCAGUUCAAUACCUUUCCCUCUGUGGCUCACUGGCAAGCAGUUAAACGGCUACUUCGGUAUCUUAAAGAAACAUUCCUUUCAAUUCUUUCAACCGAUUUGGAAUCCCAGUAUGGUGUCCAUAUUUCCCCACAACAGUCCACCAAUCUUUCUGCUUAUGCUGAUGCGGAUUGGGCAGGUGAUAUUAAUGAUCGCCGCUCAAUAUCAGGUUACAUUAUCUUUCUCGGCAUAACACCAAUUUCUUGGUGCUCUCGUAAGCAACCGACUGUCUCUCGCUGCUCCACUGAAGCAGAAUAUAGGGCAGUUGCUUCUGCGUUGUCUGAAACAAACUAG
Messenger RNA from Solanum verrucosum, 771 nucleotides. RefSeq lists its product as uncharacterized. The record is from RefSeq and is a predicted model, not a curated record. The transcript has 2 exons. Bases 1 to 771 code for a protein of 256 amino acids. Lineage: Eukaryota; Viridiplantae; Streptophyta; Magnoliopsida; Solanales; Solanaceae.